Molecule: messenger RNA, 597 nt
Organism: Papaver somniferum (opium poppy)
Lineage: Eukaryota; Viridiplantae; Streptophyta; Magnoliopsida; Ranunculales; Papaveraceae
Exons: 1
Coding region: 1-597 (198 amino acids)
Molecular function (GO): nucleic acid binding
Source: RefSeq, a predicted model, not a curated record
AUGAAUUUAAAGAAGAAGCUAGGAGUAUACAAGAAGAGAUGGUGCGAACAACUGCACAACGUCCUAUGGGCUUAUCGAACUACAAGAAGGUCAGCUACGGGGGAAUCUCCAUUCUUGUUGACAUACAGAGCCGAAGCAGACAUCCCAACGGAGGUGAUACUUCCGACAACAAAAACAGAAGCAUGGGAGAAGAAUCUAACAACAAACUUGAUGUUGGAGAAGUUGGAUGACCUUGAAGAAAGGAGUGAGGUAGCCUUGCAAAAGAUGGUAAGCUAUCAACGAAGGUUGGUUCGGAAAUACAACAAGCGGGUCAUUCCUCAGAACUUUGUGGCCGAAGAAUACGUACUACGUCAGAUACCGCCAUAUCAAAGAAACAAGGAGUGGGGCAAGCUAGCUCAUACAUGGGACGGACCCUAUAUCAUACACGACAUUGCCGAAAAAGGAUCUUACUACUUAAGAACCCUCAAAGGCGAAAUACUACAACACCCUUGGAAUGCUAUAUACCUAAAAAAGUACUACCAUAAGAGAAUGGUGACUACUCAGGAGAAGAAAGGAAUGAGAAAUAGCCCACCACGUUUUAUCACUGAUCAAAGGUAG